CAGGUUAUGGGUGACCAUAGAAUAGUGGAUGUUUGCAGGUUAUAGCUAUGUAUGGCUGAUGUUAUUGAUUUCAUUUACAAUUGAAUGUGGGCUCUUUAUAAUGAACACAAUGAAAAAAGCACUUCAGUUUUCUUCUCGUCAUCCAAUGCUAACCUUUAAAAAUGUAAUUGUUAGAAGUUAUGCAUUUAAAAGCAAUUUGAAAAUAAAAUGGGUUAGACCUGAGAAAAUACCUUGCUUUAAACCUGAAAAAAGCGGCGAUUUAGAUCCCAUGCCGGAAUUUGAUAAAUCACGUUAUCAGUUAGAAUACGCUAAUUGUAAAGAAUUAGAAAAUGCUGAUCCAUUGGUGAAGAGAUUAUUCUCUUUGGAAUUUGCAUCACGUAGCAAGAUUACUCAAGCAUACAAGAAAGAUCUAGUUGAUUCUGUUAAGAAUCAUACUUUUGAUGAAAAUUCCAUUGAAGCUAGAAUUGCUAGAUGGACUGGUACUAUUCGAGCACUACAAGAAGUAAUGGAAAAUCAUCCAAGAAAUAGGAGACUAAAGGUACAACUAAAAGAAAUUAUUGAUAAAAGAAAGAAAUAUUUAAAAUUUCUUCGAACAUGGGAUUAUAAAAAGUUUGAAUGGCUUAUAGACAAUUUGAAUAUUAUUUAUAAACCACCACCACCACAAUUUCAUUGGAUAACCAGAAAGGAUUCACUAAGAAAACUUACACAAAAAUAUUGUGAUGAUAAAGUUAAUGAAAAACUCAGUGCAUACAGAUUACAAUUAGAAGCAGAACAACCUGCAUUUCUAGAAGAAAAAAUAAGAACUUUGGAGUUCCUUAGACAGGAGCAGAAGGAUUGUGGAGUGGAAAUAACCAUCAAGCAAGAAGAGAUUGAUGAAGCAAAGAAAAGUUUAGAUGAAUUACGUAAAAAAAACGAAAAAGGUAAAAGUUCUAGUUAAUAAAGUCAGUAGUUAUUUAUAUAUCCAAACAUAAAUAAGACCGAAAAAUAAAACUUUUAAGUUUAAUUCUGUAAAAGAUUUUAUUUUCUUUACAAAUUGAACAGUAAAGUAGUAGAUCUCAAAA
Messenger RNA from Agrilus planipennis (emerald ash borer), 1061 nucleotides. It is a transcript of the gene bonsai, whose product is annotated as 28S ribosomal protein S15, mitochondrial. Bases 29 to 937 code for a protein of 302 amino acids. Gene Ontology annotation, cellular component: ribosome. The record is from RefSeq and is a predicted model, not a curated record. Gene Ontology annotation, molecular function: structural constituent of ribosome. The transcript has 3 exons. Gene Ontology annotation, biological process: translation. Lineage: Eukaryota; Metazoa; Arthropoda; Insecta; Coleoptera; Buprestidae.